AAAAUUCUGCAAAUGCUUCAGAAGUUCAGUCAUUUCAUUUAAGUUUACUUCAUUGUCUUCAAUUAUUGUUAAUGAACUAAUUAUCAUGUACUGAUGUAAAUCUUAUCGAUCUAAUUAAUUUUUUGAAAGUCUGUUUGAAUUUGCAAGUUAUUACAUUAUUUGGCAUUGACGGAGUCACCGUCAGUCACGGUCUCAGAAUUGGGCACAGAGACUGGGAGUGGGACCUGGGUCAAUCUUGACCAAUCAACGUAAUGAAGCCCAUCACACUCUUGAUUGAGCAGCUGCUAGUGUGCUCCAUUAUCAUGGCUUUCCUCUCCGGGUUUAUUUUCUUCCAGCCUGUUGGAGAACCCAUUGUGUCAAAUCCUGUACCACUGAAAGGUGGCAUUCCAAAGAUAUUUCUGAUGGUGGUGGAUGGUCUACGUCAGGACCACGUUCUGACACUGCAUUCUGAUAUUGAUGAUGGAGGUUCUGCCUCCAUUAGGUAUCCAUCUCGCAUGCCCUAUGUUGCAUCACUAUUAAAUUACUCUCAAAGUAACUUGGGGCAUCAGCACACAAUGAAAUCAAGAGCAACUGCAUAUGAUGUCAUGACGUUCACACCAACUGUCACUGCUCCUAGACUUCUGUCUCUAGUAAGCGGCUCAAUACCAGGCUUCAUGAGCAUAGCAUCGAAUUUUGGUACCUCAGAAGUGACACAAGAUAACAUUGUGACUAAGUGGAAAAAUUCUGGUAGACGAAUAAAGUUUUUUGGAGAUGACACCUGGUCUGCCAUGUUUCCUGGUCACUUUGUAUUUGCUGAUCCUGUGUCUUCAUUUUUUGUCUCUGAUUAUACUGAGGUUGAUCGGAACGUCUCACGUCAUUUACGAAGUCUCUUCAACGGAUCAGAAGAGCUCGCCUCUUGGGACGUGGCCAUCCUGCACUACUUGGGUCUGGAUCACAUCGGCCACUCCCAUGGCUCCAAGCAUCGCCUCAUUGACGACAAGCUCACGCAAAUGAGCAACGUUGUUCGUGCCGCCAAUCUCAGACUUGAAGCCUCGGGCUGCAACUACCUGAUCCUGGUGUGCGGUGACCACGGCAUGCUGGAUGAAGGCGGACACGGCGGCAGCAGUUAUGAAGAACUUCAUACGGCUGCUGUCUUCAUGGGUCCGCGUGUUGAGAGUAGGAAGUCAAGAGAACAACUGAUGAUCCGCCAAGUAGACCUGUCAAGCACCCUGGCAGUACUAAGCGGCGUGUCGGUGCCCGCCAGCAGCGUGGGGGUGCCCCUGUUGUCCCUCCUGAGCCCUCUCGUGGACGCCUAUGACCUCCUGCAGCUCUACAAGUCCGAGGCUAAGCGACUCCUCCACAUACUGGAGGCUGCUUCCUUACCUGCUGGAGACGCCUCGGCUCUGAUGGUGGAAGCUGAGUGGCUAGAGGCACAGAACUACGAUUUCCUGCUGGACCUGGAGAAUAGGGCGGCGCAGCAAACGGCUGAUGAGCUUGCCGACAACAGGACCAAGAGCUGCGUGGGCCCCCAGGCAGGCAGGGUGCGGGACAGCGGCGUGAUGGCCCACGGUCGACUCAUGCAGAUUGUGGCGCUCUACGAGAAGACCUGCAGGAAAGCCUCUGAUAUUCUCGUCAAUAAGAUGAAGACUUAUGACCUGCCUGUGCUGGCGGCCAGCGCUGUCGUCCUGUUCCUGGUUAAAAAAGGCCCUUGGACUUUCAAAUGUGGACUUGAAUGUAACAAGAUAUAUCAUCUCUUCCAGUUUGUUUCGAGCCGCAUGCUGCUGCUCCUGUCCGGCCUGUCGACGUCAGCAGUGAAGGAAGCCACGCUAGGCACCGUGGCGUGCUGUGCAGGCGUCGUGCUGGUGCUGUGGAGUCUCAUGUGCGGUAUGCUGACUGGACGAGACAGCACCAGCAUUUGUGAUGCUCGUUCGAGCGUGACGUGGCUGCUGCUGCCACCUGCUAUCUAUUCCAUGCUGCUCUUCAGAACUACCGUGACUACCUUCAAGGCCGGAAAGGCGGCUUGUAAGCCUGAGACCAGUGCCACGCCGUUCAAGCUGGCGUCUGUGGUGCUGGUGGUGGGUGUAGUGGCCCACACCCUCAGCCUUUUCGGAUCAAGUUUUGUUGAGGAGGAACAUCAAACUUUCUAUUUCUUCCUGACGUCGGCUCUCCUCGUGGUGCUGCUAUGCUGCGUCAGAUGUUGUUUUAUCACCUUUGGGGGACAACAGGCCGUGGUGAAUUUAUUCACUUCUACAUCGUCGGAGUUCACUGAUGACAAUGAAGCUCCUCGUGACCCAUACGACGCGAUGCAACUACAAAGAGAUGAGCAGUUCGUCAGACUGCGCGGCUCAUAUGACCAUUUGUACGGCCACAGCUCACUUGUCACUUCAAAUCUUGACUCACAAGUCGAAACCGCUGACUUUAAUCUCGCCGGAGCCCUCACCACCGCCGCGGCUCGUACUAUAAGAAAAAAGUCCGAGAUUUACCAGCAGAUGCGUUUCAGUUGCUACGCUCGUGCUAGUCUAGGGUUGUUGUUGAGCCUUAUAUUAUUCAGAGUUAUAAGAACCUGGAACUCAUCAGGUGACAAGUGGCGCCACUUGCCCGACACAGCGGAAUAUUUUACGACGUUUUCUUUGGUGUCGCAAGCAGCUUGUCACAUGGUGGGGCUGGCCUUGCUCGUGCUUUGCGACGUCGUGUGUCUUCCUGCCUACAUGUUGGGGCUCCUGCAUAUCCUCUCGUAUCACUUCCCCUUCGGGCCUGACGAUUACGGCAAAGAACUGGCACCGGUGGUUAUUUACGGGUCGUCGCUAGCCCUCCUCGCGUACGGCGUAGCGCGCAUCUUCCUCCUGCAGUUCAUCUUCAGGAGGAAGCACCCAGGCUACCGUCUGCGUAGGUGUGCUGUGCUGCUGCUGGGGCUGCCACCAAGCUCCCAAGUGAGGACUCUUUACGCCGACGGUGAGCAGUGCCAAGAUGGCCGUCUCCCCGCUCUGGGUGUCGACAACAAAAACAAUUGGAAGCAUUCCAAGUUAACUGGCAGUAUCAUGAAAGAAGAAAACUUUCGUUUCGUCGUACAAAAGUACAAUUCGACGUCGUAUCUGCUGCCCCAGCUGCUGCGGUACGCGCGGUGCUCGCUGACACUGGUGUGGCUGCUGCUGCAGGAGCGCAGCAACGUGCCCUUGUGUUGCCUGCUGAUGAUACAGGCGAGUCUGAGCUCGUCCAGCCUGCACCAGCUCACCACCUACGUGGGCAGGUGGAGCCUCAAUCGUCGUCUGUAUCCAUCGAUGCCGCCCUCGCACGCGGCGCUGGUCAUGCUAUGGACCGCCGAUGCUUUCUUCUUCUCUCAGGGGAACAACAACAGCCUGUCCAGCAUUAAGGUGGCGGCGGGGUUCACAGGCGUUAACUCCUACCACGCCUACGUCCACGCCUCACUCAUCCUCCUCCACACGUUUGGAGCGCCUCUUCUUACCUUACUCAGGUACCUGCAAGAGAGAAUCAGCACCAAUGAAAUGAAUGGCACAGACAACGCCUGCGACAGAAGUCCCUGGCAACGCACCAUGGGCUUCGGCUGGUGGCCUGCUGCAUCGACCGCCAUGUUGACCUGGUGGCACCUCAGACUGCUGACUGUUUGUGCCUGUGUUCUAAACGUUCUAGUUCAGAGGGACCACAUAUUUAUCUGGUCUGUGUAUAUGCCAAAGCUGGUGUACCAGUGCUGUCAUCUCGUUCUCAUGCCGCUAAUCCACAUCUUUGUUAUCAGCUUGGCAACUUGUGCUACUUGAUACUGAGUUCUAACGUUAUUUCUUUUACAUGCUGUGAUACCGUCAUACCGCUAUAUUCUCCAGCGACAUCUCUUACCUUACGUGUGCUCGUAAGUGCCCACUCAACUUCUAGCCACACUUGUGCCGCGUGUCAUUAAGCAUUAGGUGCAAUUCCUCAUCUUGUUAUGGAGGUAACUAGAUGGUUAAUUAACGACCUCAACCUAAUUAUAACUCAUAACUUUAAUGAUCCAAAUUAUUUUCGCCCUUUAUUAAUUUAAAUACACUGGUAAUGGUUCCUGUAAAUUAUAAGACAUGUAUUCAAUCAGAUACAUAAAGUAAGCAACUAUCAUGUAUUUUACCUGUUUUUAGUGGAACAAUAAUGACGCUUUUGAAACAUUAUUAAAAAUAUUUUAAUCGUGUCUUUAAUGUGUAUUCAAUGACGUGGUUAUGAAAAUGCGACCCAAUUUCAUCUUGAUAUUGUCGAUUUUUGUGCUUAAUCAUUCAUUUUUCGAUCAGUAAUCCUUAUUUCAUCGUUACGGUAUGUCGUCACCACAAUCCCUUCCUGCUUUGAAUUAUCUUCCCUGAUGUUUGCAGGAUGACCAAAGUUAUUGGUUGUGAUUCAAGUCAAAUUUCCUGACAAAUAUCUCGAUUCAUGUUGAAAACGCGGUCGUAGAAGGUAUAUGUUAUGUAAUUUGAUGCUAGAAUUCUCGAGUGAUUGCUAUAGUUAGCUUCUAACCCGAGGGAUUCGUUAAAUUUUAUUACACUUUCUGAACGUUUUUGUGAUAAGUUUCAGUAUUUAUGAACAACAGAACUGCCUCGUUAAUUUUCAUUCAAUUCAGUCUAUUCCAGUGUUUACAUUUACAUCGUACAAACUUGCUCAGUAGCUUAACUGAUGUCCUACUUAUCUUGAAGGUAUGAAGUUUAGGCGCACUCUGAAAGCAUAAAUUUCUGUUUGUGAGUUUCGUUGUCUUCCAUUUAUCGAAAUUUUUUAGUCCUAAUGGCCUCAGCAUUGCAAAAGCUACGGAAUUUUAUUUUAUUAUUCACUGGUGAAUUAGUCAUGGUUUUACAAGUUUGCUUUCUGAAUCUUCGCCUCAAUAAAAUUCUCACCGUCCCGUCACUGAAGAACGUGUUUGUCGUAGUUCAAACAAAAUUUUAAAACCGAUCACCAAAAAGCUAAACCGAAAAUAUCCAUUUAUUUUCGUUACAAAUUCUUGAAUUAUCAUAACUAAUAAUUACCUAGUUAUGCUAAUUCUAGCUUAACUGAUUACCUUGAUACUGGCUUCCUGUUAAAUACAAUUAGUUGUUAAGGCCUUUCGAGAUAUGCUUCCUAAUUCCCCCUGCUACAAGAGCUGUUCUCUUGUUUCCUAUAAACUUAAUGUCUGUGAUUAUGCGUUAGUGAUUGCCUUAUGUUCCUUCCUCUCCUACACUAAAUUUCAAGACGAUUCAUAAUAGUUAAUUUGUUGGCAUUUAUGCAAUCGUUCAACCAUCGUGUCAAGGCAUGAAUUGAAUUAACACGGUUUUGCCAUUAAUUUUCUUGUGCUGAAUAGAGACGCGUCCUCGGCAUUUAAUACGCAGGGUUCGUACCGGGCAUGGAAAACCUGGAAAGACAUUGGAAUUUUAUUUUUCAUUUUCCAGUCCAG
This is a messenger RNA of Hyalella azteca, 5371 nucleotides long. Its product is annotated as GPI ethanolamine phosphate transferase 2-like. The coding region runs from base 252 to 3752 and encodes 1166 amino acids. The transcript is spliced from 18 exons. The record is from RefSeq and is a predicted model, not a curated record. Gene Ontology annotation, biological process: GPI anchor biosynthetic process. NCBI's taxonomy places the organism in Eukaryota, Metazoa, Arthropoda, Malacostraca, Amphipoda, Hyalellidae. Gene Ontology annotation, cellular component: endoplasmic reticulum membrane.